CGACGCGCCCAGCUCGCGGGCGGCUAGGUCGCUGCGGUCCCCUCCCGUCGGCCCGGCGGCCCUGCGCUCGGACGCGGCGGGGCGUGCAGAGCCCGAGCGGGAACAAAGAGGCACCGGGCAGCGAGCGUGCGCGUCCCGGCCGGGGCUCAGAGCAGCCCGGGCCCCGCCGCCGGCGCCCAACUUCUCCCCGGCAAACUUCUGCGUCUCCCGCACCUCCGCCCGCCAGCCGCUGGACUCGCGCCGAGGCGGCAGCCGGAGCCAACGGGAGCACCCGGAGCCGUGAGGCGGACUCGGCCCGGCCGGCUCUUCAUUUGAUUUUACUUUUCCCUUAUUUUUUGCCCUCCAGGAAGUGGACUUUUCAUGCUCUUCUGACUGAUUCUGCGGCGCUUUCUCGGAGCCCGUGGCCCGGCUUCCUGCCUCCCCAAGCAGGCUCCGUCCGCGCCCAGACCUGUGCGGUGGCGAGGCGCGGGGACGCGGGGCGUUCUCGCCCGGACCCCGCCCGGCCCGGCACGCGCAGCCCCCGGAGCCCCUCGGCGCCGACGCCCCCUUCCUGCUGUCGCCCCGGGGCUCCGCAGCCCAGCGGGGUCGCACGGCCGCCGGGAUGCCCCAGCUCUCGGGGGGAGGCGGCGGGGACCCGGAGCUCUGCGCCACGGACGAGAUGAUCCCCUUCAAGGACGAGGGCGACCCCCAGAAAGAGAAGAUCUUCGCGGAGAUCAGCCACCCCGAGGAGGAAGGCGACCUGGCCGACAUUAAGUCCUCCUUGGUGAACGAGUCUGAGGUGCUCCCGGCCGCCAACGGGCACGAGGUGACCAGACAAGCCUCUCAGGAGCCCUACCACGAAGAGGCCCACGAACACCCGGAUGACGGAAAACAUCCAGAUGGAGGACUCUACAACAAGGGGCCCUCCUACUCCAGUUACUCCGGCUACCUGAUGAUGCCAAACAUGAACAGUGACCCGUACAUGUCAAAUGGAUCCCUUUCUCCGCCCAUCCCGAGGACAUCCAACAAAGUGCCCGUGGUGCAGCCUUCGCACGCUGUGCACCCCCUCACGCCCCUCAUCACCUACAGCGACGAGCACUUCUCUCCCGGGUCGCACCCAUCACACAUCCGGUCCGAUGUCAACUCCAAGCAAGGCAUGCCCAGACACCCUCCGGCCCCUGACAUCCCCACCUUCUACCCCCUGUCUCCAGGCGGCGUGGGACAGAUCACCCCUCCUCUCGGCUGGCAGGGCCAGCCUGUUUACCCCGUCUCGGGUGGCUUCAGGCAGCCCUACCCACCCUCCCUGUCGGUCGACACCUCCAUGUCCAGGUUCUCCCAUCACAUGAUUCCUGGCCCGCCCGGUCCCCACACGACCGGCAUCCCGCACCCGGCCAUUGUCACACCUCAGGUCAAACAGGAGCACCCCCACAGUGACAGCGACCUGCUGCACACGAAGCCUCAGCAUGAGCAGAGAAAGGAGCAGGAGCCCAAAAGGCCUCACAUUAAGAAGCCUCUGAACGCAUUCAUGUUGUACAUGAAAGAGAUGCGGGCCAACGUGGUGGCCGAGUGCACGCUGAAGGAGAGUGCGGCCAUCAACCAGAUCCUCGGCAGAAGGUGGCACGCCCUGUCUCGGGAGGAGCAGGCGAAGUAUUACGAAUUAGCACGCAAGGAGAGACAGCUCCACAUGCAGCUGUACCCAGGCUGGUCGGCGAGAGACAAUUACGGUAAGAAGAAGAAGAGGAAGAGAGAGAAGCUGCAGGAGUCCGCGUCAGGUACAGGUCCCAGAUUGACAGCUGCCUACAUCUGAGACAUGGUGGCAAACGCAGCUCAUUCCCAACGUGCAAAGCCAAGGCAGCGACCCCCGGACCUCUGCUGGAGAUGGAAGCUUGCUGAAACCUAGACUGUCUCUACGGCUUCCCCAGGUGACCCCGGAGUGUGGACACCAGCCUGCCCCCAGGUCCCUGCUAGAGACAGCUCCAUGGAGACAAUCACUGCCACCCCUCGGUGACUGCCGCAGCCGAGGUCCAGAAGAAAGCAUCAAAAUGGUUGUUUUUUUAAAAAGGAAGUUGCAAAGCCCAGGAGAGUGCCCACAGGCCCCGGCCAGCCAGAAGCUUCCCUCCCGUCCCUGGUGCACUUUGAAGCACCUGACGCCCCAGUGCCCCAGGCAAGGACAGAACCUCGGCUGCCUUUGCCUGCCAGGCAACCGGAGCCAGCAGCCAGUGAGUCCAUCCAUCCAUCCGUCUGUUGGUCACACCCCAGCGGAGGAAUUCGUGGGAGCGAUCCCUGUUUCUGUCUUCGUUUUUCCUUUCUCCUAAUGCUUUUAUUUAACAGUGCAAAACUUUGAUUGAUUUUAUGUUCACUUGUUUUUUUUUAAACUUGAAUUUUAAAAAAUUUUACACUUUUUAGUUUUAAUUUUCUUGUUGUAUAUUUUGCUAGCUAUGAGCUUUUAAAUAAAAUUCAGAGGAAAGGUCGGGAAAGGUUUGAAAUAAAAACAGAUGAACAGAAGUCUUCUCUCUCUGAGAGAUCUUGUCCCAGAAGCAGCUUCUCUGGCAGCUGCCUAUCCCAGACGGCAGCCUCUGUCCUUGUGGUGUCCUCCUCCAGAGCCACGAAAACGUGACAGCCCAGACUACUGUGGGCAGCGGUGGGCACUCCUAUUUCACUUAGUUUCUCUUGAGUUUUUUUUUCCUUUUUAAAAUGGUAACUGCACAUACUUCAGACUGGUUUGCAGUGACUUCAUUUCUCUUUUUCACUCCCUUGUAAAAAGCCCAGCACUUGGAUUGUUACUUUCAAUGUUCUGUAUUUGUAUCUGUUUCAUUAGGCAGUUAGUGGGAUUUUAUGCCAGUUGUUAAAAUGAGCAUUGAUGUACCCAUUUUUUUAAAUACCAAGGCGCAGCCUUUGCCCCCAACUGUUAUCUAACCUUUGUCAUUCCAGUUUGAGUUAACGUGCUGAGGAUUUUUUAAAAGAAGCUUUGUAAUAAAACAUUUUUGAAAAGAAA
Messenger RNA from Heterocephalus glaber (naked mole-rat), 2974 nucleotides. It is a transcript of the gene Lef1, whose product is annotated as lymphoid enhancer binding factor 1. Gene Ontology annotation, molecular function: RNA polymerase II cis-regulatory region sequence-specific DNA binding; DNA-binding transcription factor activity, RNA polymerase II-specific. The record is from RefSeq and is a predicted model, not a curated record. Gene Ontology annotation, cellular component: chromatin; beta-catenin-TCF complex. Gene Ontology annotation, biological process: canonical Wnt signaling pathway; regulation of transcription by RNA polymerase II. NCBI's taxonomy places the organism in Eukaryota, Metazoa, Chordata, Mammalia, Rodentia, Bathyergidae.